AUGCUCCACCAACUGAGCCAGACAGGCGACCCAUAUACUAGGCACUUUUCUAAAGCACUAGAGAAGCAGCAUGGUUCAAGCCAAAAGUACCCGUUCUAGAGAUUACAUUCUAGUUUGGCGAUAGCGGUAGCAUGAAUAUACGUGGUGAUAAGUGCUAUAAAGAAAAGUAAGAGUGGAAAGAGAUGGGGUUUAAAAAUGCUCAGGGAUAGCCUCUCUGAGGUCUCUACUAGAAUGUAAUCUGCAGGAGGGUGAGGACCUUACUGGUCUUGCCCGUUACUGCAUUUCCCAUGCUUAGAAUAGUGCCUGGCACAUAACACUCAGUAUUGAAUGAGUAAAUGUGGACCAUAGAGAAAUUAGUUCAAAAGACCCCAUUUUUAAAAAUUUUAUUUUAAUGUAGGUCAGCAGCAGGCACAGUUGAUCUUAAAUUGUCAUGUCAUUCCAGUGCAUCCUUGGCUGAAGUAGGAAUAAAGAUGUUGCUCUGUCUUACGAAGCCAGUAAAACCCAGACCAGAAUUAAAAAUGGGUAUCACUUGAUAGGAUUUAGUCCUUCCUUAACAAUACUCGGCCAGGUUAACGUCCGGUCCAUAUUUGAUAGCCUGGAUAACCAGGAGCGUUUGGUGAGCGAACAUUGUAAGUACUGCAAAGGUGCACAUCCCUCGAAGACUGCUUAGGUUCUGCUAAUCCCAUAAGCAGAUAAUGUUUGAAUGAAAUGAUCAGACAACAAAUAGCGACUUCAAGGGAAGAGGAGAGCGCGGUCCCGCUUAGCGUCUGGGUGUAUAGGGGACGACACUGCGAAAAGGGACGAAUUCCGGAUCGCGGGCCUGGCUCAAGACCCUUAAUACCUUCAUGACACCGUGUGGUAGACACCAGUAGUUUAGCAUGGAGGAACCUAAGGACGCAUCAGAAGCUUGCGUCACCAUCUUCGCACCGCCCCCCCCCCCCCCCCCGUUCCACCUGCUGUCUCUAGGCUUCUAUUGGUUGCCUCGCGGAAGGCCCGCCCCCUAGAGAAAGAAGGAAAUAUCCCAGUAGCCGGCCCAAAUAACCGUAACUAGCCUGACGUCAUAACGCAGCCAAUCAGAAGCACAUAUGUUUAGGCUUGUCCAAUGAGCUCGGAAACUGGCUUGGCCCGCGGAGUUUGAUUUUCGUUCAGGGACGCGGAAGUUGUGCCCGGCCUCGGGGCGAGCCGCAAGGUGGGUGGGAGACCGGAGGUAAGGGCCAAGCAUCCUGCGGAGUUACCCAGGUUGAGGGAAGGGGUUUCGGUGUCCAGCCCCGGGUCGGUGGGGGACGUCGUUACCGUCUGUGGCUUGCAAACCGAGGCGCGCGGGCGGACCCGAGUCGACGUCCGAGCGCUCCUGUACCAGGACGGGCGCACGUAGGGCGUCGCUGACUGCGGAUUCGAGGCAGCAUUUCUUAAGGACCGCAGCUUGGUGUCCCGGUGGUUGCUCGCAGGCUCGGCUUCGGAGGAAGGUAUCAAGAAACUGAUAAUGUUUCCUUGAAUUCGCUUAUGUAUGUGUUUCAUCAAUGUCACUCAUACUGAAUAUCUUAAGAGAGAUGCUGGAAUAUUUCGGUGUUCCCAUAGACCAGGUUUUGCAGAUUAGAGAAAAUAAAGACUAUGGAUCAGCUCGGAGUAUUGUUCGUCUUAUUGGGAAAAUUCUUCCUCUAGAACCUUGUCCCAGGCCUAAUUUUGAGUUGAUCCCUCUAUUGAACUCUGUAGACCCUGGUAACUAUGGAUCUGUAGUUCCGUCUUUUGCUGAUACUUUGCGUGUGGCAAAUGAUGAAGAAGGCAGUUAUCUCAGAUUUCGAAAUAGCAUAUGGAAAAAUGAAGAAGAGAAGAAAAUGGAAUUUUUCCAUCCUUUGCCACCAGUUUGGAAUCCAUUGCUGCCUGCUCCAAGACAGAAUAAACGAACCAAAAAUGAUGGGCCUGUAAAUGAAGCUGCAAUUAAAAAAAUAGCUGCCCUCGAAGAUGAGCUGACUUUUCUUCGCACUCAGAUCGCUGCAAUUGUGCAAAUGCAGGAACUGAAAAACCAUGCAAACGCUGGCCUCUUUGACUUGAACAGCGAACCUAGCAGUUUGGGACAAAGGCCAUCGCCAGGAACUGCUGAACUGAGUGUCAAACCAGAUCCAUUUUCAAGUUCAGUGUUCUUCCCUCCACCUGCUCCUCCUCCUCCAGUGCCCCCUCAGCUUUCUUCUCCGCAACGUCCAUGUUCACUUACAUGGCCAGGAACUAAUAAUACAUGUAACUCAGAUAACUCAGCAAAUGAAGUGAAAAGACAGCAGUCAGGUGAUAGUAAGACUAAUGACAGUCAUCGUUCGAAAAGCCAGGAAAAUAAAGAUGUUCCGAAUAUGUUGGACAUUCUAAAGGAUAUGAAUAAGGUUAAGCUCCGUGCUGUGGAACGGUCACCUGGAGGUAGACCCAUUCAUAAGAGGAAAAGACAAGAUUCACACUGGGAUCCAGUGUCUUUAAUAUCCCAUGCACUUAAGCAGAAAUUUGCAUUCCAAGAAGAUGAUUCCUUUGAGAAAGAAAAUAGGUCUUGGGAGUCUUCUCCAUUUUCUAGUCCAGAAACUUCAAGAGUGAGCUAUAAUAACGUAAAGUUAAUUUUUUAAUUUUUCAAAAGCGUAUUGUCCAUGAUGUAUCUCUGCCCUCAAGUUCUCUUGAAGUUCUUGCACAGAAUGGACCAUACAGUUAUUUGCUGGUACCGCUAACGUUUCUGUUGUUUCUGUUAACUUUUACAUGCUCCUUUUCUGCUUGUACCUUACUAUGAAUUUUUUUUAAAUAAAACACUUGAUUUGAAAAAUA
Messenger RNA from Prionailurus viverrinus (fishing cat), 2796 nucleotides. It is a transcript of the gene MTFR2, whose product is annotated as mitochondrial fission regulator 2. The record is from RefSeq and is a predicted model, not a curated record. The transcript is spliced from 7 exons. Lineage: Eukaryota; Metazoa; Chordata; Mammalia; Carnivora; Felidae. Gene Ontology annotation, cellular component: mitochondrion. Gene Ontology annotation, biological process: mitochondrial fission; aerobic respiration. The coding region runs from base 1521 to 2603 and encodes 360 amino acids.